Molecule: messenger RNA, 5139 nt
Organism: Porites lobata
Lineage: Eukaryota; Metazoa; Cnidaria; Anthozoa; Scleractinia; Poritidae
Source: the annotation of a GenBank genome assembly
AUGGCUUCUGUGCAUGUUCCAACAUUAGCUCCAUCCUCGAAGGAGACGGCUAAUUAUGCAAGAUUAUGUCGCCUUUUAGUAGAUGGAGGCACCAAGGCGUUGAGGUACACCUUUGACAAGUUCCACUCCCCAGCAAACCUGUUUAAUAUUUUGAAAGCUGGUUCUGCAGAACAUUCAACUCUGCAGUCCAUUAGAAAAAGGAAAAUCAUCAAUGCCACACAGUGGGGCAAAUUGUUUCCCUCUCCUCCUUCGUCUGUAACAUCAGAAGACUUUGACAUUACGCUACUGGUGGUGCUUCUGAGGAAUAUAUGUGGUCUGCCUGCUCCUGCCACAGGCUGGGACAGUUUGCCACCUGCUUCAGACAAGAGUGUUGAGGCUAACAUAGCCAGAGUUAAGCACUAUAGGAACGCUGUCUAUGGGCAUGCCAGCCAGGUGUCUGUGGAGGAUCCAAAAUUUAAUUCCUUGUGGCAGGAUGUAAGUGCCACACUGGUCGCACUUGGUGUAGAUGCAGCUGCUAUCGCAAAACUAAAAACUGAGCCUAUGGAUCCAGACAAGGAGACGCAUUACCGAGAGCUGUUAAAGGAAUGGAAGAAAGACGAAGAUAACAUUAAGGACCAACUUAACAGAAUGGAAGGUAUCUUAACUAGUGUCUUGGGUAAAUAAGUGUAUAUAAAUAGGAUAUAGUAUGUAAAUAUACUAUUGCAAAUUUUGAAAUGAAUGUUUUAAGUUUUGCUGAGGAUAAUUAGAACAUCUAGUUUUACAUUUGUACACACUUUUCUUACACCUUAAUUAGUGGGGCCAUCCCUAGUAUUGUGCAUUAGCGGUUUUGGUGUUCGCCUUCUCCACAACUUUUCUUUAAAGUGGCGAUUAAUUUAAUUCAAUUUAUUAUCAGCUUGUAAUUUAGUGGAGAGAGUCUGUAACAAAUACUGAACGAUACGAAUGGGCUGUGGACGGGAAUGAAAGCUUCGAAUUGGACAAAAAUUAACUUCCAUCUACAAAGGAAACAUUCUAUACCUAUAAACUGGCAUUUAACCUCUGAAUGCCGAUAAGACGACCACUUACAAGCUCUUUAAUUUUUUCAACUGAUAUGAUUUUAACUUGUCCUUAACAAAAGGUGUUUGAUGAAAGCCUAAUUUUGCCUAGUGCAUUCUUCCCCUGACAGAUAGAACAAGAGAAGAGCUAAAGGAGAUAAAAAACAAGAUGGAAAGCAUCAGUGAAAACUUGAAGACUUUACAGGAAUCUCCGACCCGCGAGGAAGGUCAGUUUCCCCGACCUGUAGCCCGCUAUGUAAGGCCAGAAUUGCUGAUCGAUCAAUGACCAUUUGUCUGUAUCGCUCUUGGCCCCAAAAAAAACAAUUCUGUAUCCAGCAAGGAAUUUCUCAAGAAGAUCCCAUAUUGCUGCAAUUUAUUCAUUUGCCUUCAAUAAAAAUUGUGAUUCUUUCAGCGAGUGACAUGACAGAUGGCACACCUUGGACUAGAACGAAACGCCCUAGGGUGUUUAUAGCUCCCUGCUAGAAUGCAUGGCGGGUAUCUCGGUUUCAAAUGUACCGAGGGGUAGCAUAACUUAAUUUAAAUUUGUAGCAAGUAUUUUUGUUUUGCAGCAGUAUUUUUAUUUGCUGCAUGUCCCUUGCGGGUCACGGUAGUUACUCUCCCCAGAUGAAAAAAAGAUGCAGCCUUUCAAACCCAGCAAGCACGCGAGAAAAUACCCUAACAUCUUAGCAGGAAGAAGUUCAUAACCACGAAUAUAAUUGCCCUGCUUCUCACAAAUUCAAGAGGCCUGCUAAAAGGCGGCCUUUAAACAAAAAAGAGGGCCUUUGUUAUGUUUCGUGUCCUUUAUACUGAAGGGACCCCUCACAGCAGGUGUAGUCUGGGAUGUUUUACGCUUGCUUUAAAUGGUGCACAUAGCCAGGAGAGAAACUAAUUGUUAAAAGGUACGUUUUGUUUUUGCAAAUCGCCUUCUCCUAGCAUGAUUCUACAGGCUGUUCUAUUCAUUUGUGUUACGGACUUUGAAAGUAGCAAACCAAAUUGUUUAAGACAAAUGUCUAAACCAAACAACUGGAGAACUGACAAUUUGACUAACAAUAGACGACUGUUUAACUGUGACAAUAGACGGAUCGAAACGCACCAAUCACUGAUUACGAGUCUUCAUAGCCAAUAACAUCACGGCUUAACUGACAGACGACCAAUAACAUCACGACAUAAUUGACCAACCAGAUCAAUAACCAGAGUAUGAUACCAUCAACUGACGUGAUACAACUCACUUUGACUCUGAAGAUGACUACCGCACAGGUUGUCGAAACGUCAGUCACUGUCAACAACAACAGUCCUAUUCAGGACUACGUUCACCCGGACGAUCAAACUCAACCUUUUAUCUAAACCAAAGUUUGGCUCUCAUUUAUUAUCAACAGUUGAUUUGGCUGCCGAGCAUAUUGAAAUCAUUCGCCAGAAGUACAAACGUCAUGAGGGAUGGCUCACGCCCUUUCCUUGGUGCGAAGACUUUCAGUUUCAACUAGGCAGUAUUUAUACACGGCUUCGUAUGGUCAGCAGAGAGAAAAAAGCGAGAGCAACAGCGGAGCAAAGAGCUGUUGAAACGACUGAAAUCUUCAAACCCCACGAAGAGUGCAAACAACCUAGAAAAGUAUUGAUUGAAGGAAAUCCAGGUAUAGGAAAGACGACAUACUGCAAUAAGGUUGCUUACGACUGGGCUAUAAACAUAAAAAACGAAGGAGGUUGCUUUCCGGAAUUCGAGAUGGUGCUCUUGCUGAAAUGCCGUGAUGUCGAGAUCGAGUCCGACCUUUGGGGAGCUAUUGAUGAUCAGCUUUUGCCAGUUGAAAUUCAGCGAAAGGAAAGAGAGAAAUUCUUCGAGUACAUUCGGCAAAAUCAAUCAAAGGUUCUACUGAUACUUGACGGAUUGGACGAGUUACCUCCGGACAAACUGCCGGAGUUUACGGACAUCAUACAAGGUAAAAUGCUUCCUCUCUGUCACCUUGUGGUUACAGCACGACACGAGGCUGGGAUAGCUAUGAGAAAGGUUUGUGACACUCUGCUAGAGAUUGAAGGUUUCACUUAUCAAGAUAGCGAAGAAUUUAUUCUCAAAUAUUUUGCCGGCAAGGAAGAUUUGGCCGAAAAGCUAUUGGAUAAGAUACGGAAUGAGAAAAGGCUUGAAGAGAUGACAGCGAACCCGUUAAACACUGCACUGCUUUGCCUUCUUUGUGAAGACUUUCAAGGUAUUUUACCUGAAAGUAGAACUCAGUUGUAUGUCGAAGUAGUACAAUGUGUUCUUAUCAGAAACAGGAAAAAGAAAGGUUUUCCAGUCGAAAAUGAUCAGGAUUUUAUUGAAAUCUACAAAGAUCAGUUGAAACGCCUUGGUUUGAUAGCUUUAAACGGCCUGUAUGAAGACGACAUGUACUUUGAAGACAAAAAGCUUUCAAAAAAAGAUGCCGACCUACCUGGAUUUGGGUUUCUAUCAGCUCAACCAGGAAGCAGCAAACGAAGACCAUGUAUGUGCUACGGCUUUACGCAUAAGAGUUUUCAAGAAUUCUUCGCAGGACAUUAUCUUUGUUGCCAGCUUGUUAGCAAAAUAACCAGUCCUGAAAUAUUGGUCACUGACACAAGAUAUUUCCGAGAGCUAAGAGAGGUAUUGAAAUUUACCUGUGGUCUGCUUGCAGUGAGGUCUGAAGAAAGUGCAGUAGCCCUAAUCAACUGCAUAGCGAAUGAGGUAAACAAAGCUGAUGUGGAAGAAUGUUUACCUGUUGCACUUGAGUGCAUUAAAGAAUGCAAAAUUGAAAACAGUUGUUUUCAUAUACACUUGGCACGUACAUUUGGCGCAUGUCUGAAGGUUCAACAGGCUCAGGCGCGUAAUCAUGGAGUUAUAGAUGACGCUGCUGCUGCUGUGCUUGCUUCCGUGCUUGAAGCAAACACAACUCUCACAAAUUUGGAUCUCCAUGGCAAUAACAUUGGUGCUACCGGUGCUGAGUCACUUUCUACAGCGCUUAAAACAAACACAACUCUGACACAUUUGGAUCUGUCUGGCAAUAACAUUGGUCCUGGCGGUGCUGAGUCACUUGCUACAGCGCUUAAAACAAACACAACUCUGACACAUUUAGAUCUCCAGGGCAAUAACAUUGGUGCUGGCGGUGCUGUGUCACUUGCUGCAGCGCUUAAAACAAACACAACUCUGACAAAGUUGGAUCUCCAGGGCAAUAGCAUUGGUCCUUUCGAUGCUGAGUCACUUGCUACAGCGCUUAAAACAAACACAACUCUCACAAAUUUGUGUCUGUCUUAUGGCAAUAACAUUGGUCCUGCCGGUGCUGAAUCACUUGCUAAAGCACUUGAAACAAACACAACUCUGACAGACUUGGAUCUGUCUGGCAAUAACUUUGGUCCUGUGGGUGCUGAAUCACUUGCUACAGCGCUUAAAACAAACACAACUCUGACACAUUUGGAUCUGUCUGGCAAUAACAUUGGUCCUGGCGGUGCUGUGUCACUUGCUACAGCACUUAAAACAAACAAAACUCUGACAAAUUUGGAUCUCCGGAGCAAUAACAUAGGCCCUUUCGAUGCUGAGUCACUUGCUACAGCGCUUAAAACAAACACAACUCUCACAAAUUUGUAUCUGUCUUAUGGCAAUAACGUUGGUCCUGCCGGUGCUGAAUCACUUGCUAAAGCGCUUGAAACAAACACAACUCUGACAGACUUGGAUCUGUCUGGCAAUAACAUUGGUCCUGCGGGUACUGAAUCACUUGCUACAGCGCUUAAAACAAACACAACUUUGACAGAUUUGGAUCUGUCUGAAAAUAACAUUGGUCAUGCCGGUGUUGAAUCACUUGCUACAGCGCUUAAAACAAACACAACUCUGACACAUUUGUAUCUGUAUCACAAUAAGAUUGGUCCUGCCGGAGCUGAGUCACUUGCUACAGCGCUUAAAACAAACACAAUUCUGACAAAAUUGGAUCUGUCUGACAAUAACAUUGGUUCUAGCGGUGCUGAGUCGCUUGCUACAGCGCUUAAAACAAACACAACUCUGACAAAUUUGGAUCUGUCUGACAAUAACAUCGGUCCUGCCGGAGCUGAGUCACUUGCUACAGCGCUCAAAACAAACACAACUCUGACAAAGUUGACUGUGUCUGGCUGGCAAUAA